Blepharisma stoltei is the source of this 1368-nucleotide messenger RNA. NCBI's taxonomy places the organism in Eukaryota, Ciliophora, Heterotrichea, Heterotrichida, Blepharismidae. The record is from the annotation of a GenBank genome assembly.
AUGAUACGUGUUAAUGGAGGAAUUCAAAACUACUUAUGGGGAAAGAAAGGCUCAUCAAGCAUGAUAACUAUCUUUUCAAACGAAAUUAUUGAAGAUCGACCUUAUGCUGAGUAUUGGCUCGGAACCCAUUCUGAUCUUCCUACACUUUACAAUGGCAACAGCAUCAAAGAUAUUACUGGCGAGCUAAAAUACUUAUUCAAAUUGCUUACUGUUAAUUGGCCUCUCAGUAUCCAGCUUCAUCCAAAUAAAUCUCAAGGUGAGGAGUUACAUUUGCAAAAUCCAAAGCUUUAUCCUGACGAUAAUCAUAAGCCAGAAAUGUGCAUUGCGAUAUCUUCAAUGAAACUUUUCUAUGGCUUCCGCAGCCCUGAAGAGGUGUCUGAUAUGCUAAAUCAAACCCCAGAACUCAAUGAUCUAAUUCGAAAUAUCAAUGAUUUGCCUUCUCAACUUCAAAAACUUUACGAGAAUGAAGAAGUCACUAAAGAGCACGUAAAUGCUUAUAUUGAAAGAAUUCAUACAAAUAACAUUCAUAACAUUUAUGAAGAAAUCAAUGAAUAUUUCCCAGGCGACACUGGAAUUUUUGUCGGGAUGUUUAUGAAUUAUAUUGAGCUUAACCCUGGAGAGGCUGUUUUAAUUCAUCCUUGCGACCCUCAUGCAUACAUAUGGGGAGAUUUAAUUGAAGCACAAGCAACUUCAAAUAAUGUGAUAAGAGCUGGCCUUACUCCUAAGCACAAAGAUGUGCAAGCAUUGCUAAGAGUAUUUGGUAUUUAGAUAGCGAAUUAUGAAAAUAGGACAAGACCGCCUAUAAUAAGAGGGCAUGAAAGAGAGACAGGUGUAAAAGAAUACAUCACAGAAUACCCUGAAUUCAAAGUCAUUGAAUAUGUAAAAACAGAACCAUUUGUAAUCGAUGUAACUGAUCAUAUGUUGGGGAUGGUUUUAGAAGGAAGCGGAGUAUAUGGUGGUGAAGAAAUUAAAGCUGGGAAUAGUUAUUUGCUAACUCCCCCCCCCUCCGUGAGUGAACAAAACCAUUAGAAAAAUCCCUAUUUUUUGCCCAAAAACCCACCCUCCGUGAGUGAACAAAAAUUUUUAAUAGAAAAAUUUUUUAUGGAAAAAAAUUUUGAUAUAUAAAUGAUAAUUAGUAUAAUGAAAUCUAGAGCUAAUUCUGUUUAAUUUUGAACGAAUUGCUUUUUAAAACAUAAAUUUUAUAAAUUAAAUUAAUAUAUACAUUUUUUAAAAAAAAAAAAAUAAUCCCCCUCCGUGAGUGAACAAAAAAAUUUUGUUCACUCACGGAGGGGGGGAAUAAGCAGCUCAGUAGAAAUAAUUCCUACGCCGAAAAUUAGAUUAUAUUUAUGUGGGCAUAAUCAGCAUUAA